This is a messenger RNA of Pelodiscus sinensis (Chinese soft-shelled turtle), 910 nucleotides long. The record is from RefSeq and is a predicted model, not a curated record. Lineage: Eukaryota; Metazoa; Chordata; Testudines; Trionychidae.
UCGAUGAUCCUUGGCACACAGAAUUUGAAACUGCUGAGACGCUUCUAAAUUCAGAAGUGCACAUGCUUCUUGAGCAUCGUAAACAACAGAACGAGAGUGCUGAGGAUGAGCAGGAGCUCUCUGAAGUCUUCAUGAAAACUCUGAACUACACGGCUCGCUUUAGCCGCUUCAAAAACCGAGAGACCAUUGCCAGUGUCCGUAGUUUGUUGCUCCAGAAAAAGCUCCAUAAAUUUGAAUUGGCAUGUUUGGCUAAUCUGUGUCCCGAGACAGCUGAGGAGGCCAAGGCUUUGAUUCCCAGCCUAGAGGGCCGGUUUGAAGAUGAAGAGCUACAACAGAUUCUUGAUGAUAUUCAAACCAAACGAAGCUUUCAGUAUUAGGGCUAAUUACAAGCCCUUAUUAUGAAAAGGAAAAUCCGAGAAUUUCUGAUGUCUCUGUGCAUACCUGUCAAUCUAGCUAGCUCCAGGACAGAGGAAAGAAGAGUUCCUGAUGCAGAGUACUUGAGCCUUGGGUCCCACAUGGACACAUUCAAACCGGGGACCAUUCUUUGGCUUCAUGAAUAUUAUAAACUUGGCAAAGACUCAUUUGUGGUGAGAGCCAUGGAAUCCUGGAAACUCCUGUCUAGGUGGUUUCAAUACUUGUUUCUCCUAGCUCCCUGUCUCUGCCAUGGGACACUUCAAAUUGUUUUGGCUACAGGGCCUAGAAUAAGAAUAGGUGUAAUUUCUCUUUCUUAUGAACUCCAGUUAUUUAAGAUGGAGAAAUUUUGUUGCCAUUGGUUGUUGGAAAUCUUAGUAGUUUGUAGAAUCAUGGUUAAUAAGAUUCUAAGUGUCUUUUGAAAUGCUAGUUCAUUAUUUUUUUUUCUCUUUAAAAGUAUAUGUUCAUUGUGAAUUAAAAUGUGAAGUUUCUUAUUAUA